Bubalus bubalis (water buffalo) is the source of this 3618-nucleotide messenger RNA. It is a transcript of the gene FZD2, whose product is annotated as frizzled class receptor 2. Gene Ontology annotation, biological process: canonical Wnt signaling pathway; non-canonical Wnt signaling pathway. NCBI's taxonomy places the organism in Eukaryota, Metazoa, Chordata, Mammalia, Artiodactyla, Bovidae. Gene Ontology annotation, cellular component: plasma membrane. The transcript has a single exon. Gene Ontology annotation, molecular function: Wnt receptor activity; Wnt-protein binding. Bases 320 to 2017 code for a protein of 565 amino acids. The record is from RefSeq and is a predicted model, not a curated record.
UGAGGGCUGGAGGAAGGCACAAAGGAGUCGCUGGGCGGAGAAGGGAGGGGAGAGGCGAGAGGAGGAGGAAGAGGAGGAGAGAGGGCAAGCCGCGCGCGGUGUCUCCAGCGGCUCAGUCCGACCUCGGCGAGCUAGCGGGCAGGCGCGCCGCCCCCCUCCCCCGCCCGGCCUCCCCAACUCGGCAGCCGCGAGCAAAGUUUGCAAAGAGGAGCGGGAGGCGGCGGCCGCGGCGAGGAGGCGGCGGGGAAGGCGCGCGGUCUCCGGGCUGGGGGCGGGGGCGGGGGGGCGCCCGGGAGCCGAGUGGGGGGCGGCGGCCAGCAUGCGGCCCCGCAGCGCCCUGCCCCGCCUGUUGCUGCCGCUGCUGCUACUGCCCGCCGCCGGGCCGGCCCAAUUCCACGGAGAGAAGGGCAUAUCCAUCCCGGACCACGGCUUCUGCCAGCCCAUCUCCAUCCCGUUGUGCACGGACAUCGCCUACAACCAGACCAUCAUGCCCAACCUUCUGGGCCACACGAACCAAGAGGACGCCGGACUGGAGGUGCACCAGUUCUACCCGUUGGUAAAGGUGCAGUGCUCGCCCGAACUGCGCUUCUUCCUGUGCUCGAUGUACGCACCCGUGUGCACCGUGCUGGAGCAGGCCAUCCCGCCGUGCCGCUCCAUCUGCGAGCGCGCGCGCCAGGGCUGCGAGGCGCUCAUGAACAAGUUCGGUUUCCAGUGGCCGGAGCGCCUGCGCUGCGAGCACUUCCCUCGCCACGGCGCGGAGCAGAUCUGCGUGGGCCAGAACCACUCGGAGGACGGCGCGCCAGCGCUUCUUACCACCGCGCCGCCGCCCGGCCUGCAGCCGGGUGCGGGGGGCACCCCGGGCGGCCCGGGAGGCGGCGGCUCGCCCCCGCGCUAUGCCACGCUGGAGCACCCGUUCCACUGUCCGCGCGUCCUCAAGGUGCCGUCCUAUCUCAGCUACAAGUUCCUGGGCGAGCGCGACUGCGCGGCUCCCUGUGAGCCGGCGCGGCCGGAUGGCUCCAUGUUCUUCUCACAGGAGGAGACGCGCUUUGCGCGCCUCUGGAUCCUCACCUGGUCCGUGCUGUGCUGCGCCUCCACCUUCUUCACCGUCACCACGUACCUGGUGGACAUGCAGCGCUUCCGCUACCCCGAGCGGCCCAUCAUCUUUCUGUCCGGCUGCUACACUAUGGUGUCGGUGGCCUACAUCGCGGGUUUCGUGCUCCAGGAGCGCGUGGUGUGUAACGAGCGCUUCUCCGAGGACGGCUACCGCACGGUGGUGCAGGGCACCAAGAAGGAGGGCUGCACCAUCCUCUUCAUGAUGCUCUACUUCUUCAGCAUGGCCAGUUCCAUCUGGUGGGUCAUCUUGUCGCUCACCUGGUUCCUGGCGGCCGGCAUGAAGUGGGGCCACGAGGCCAUCGAGGCCAACUCGCAGUACUUUCACCUGGCCGCGUGGGCCGUGCCCGCCGUCAAGACCAUCACGAUCCUGGCUAUGGGCCAGAUCGACGGCGACCUGCUGAGCGGCGUGUGCUUCGUGGGCCUCAAUAGCCUGGACCCGUUGCGGGGCUUCGUGCUGGCGCCGCUCUUCGUGUACCUGUUCAUAGGCACGUCCUUCCUCCUGGCCGGCUUCGUGUCCCUCUUCCGCAUCCGUACCAUCAUGAAACACGACGGUACCAAGACGGAGAAGCUGGAGCGGCUGAUGGUGCGCAUCGGCGUCUUCUCGGUGCUCUACACGGUGCCAGCCACCAUCGUCAUCGCCUGCUACUUCUACGAGCAGGCCUUCCGAGAGCACUGGGAGCGCUCGUGGGUGAGCCAGCACUGCAAGAGCCUGGCCAUCCCGUGCCCGGCGCACUACACGCCGCGCAUGUCUCCCGACUUCACCGUCUACAUGAUCAAAUACCUCAUGACGCUCAUCGUGGGCAUCACGUCGGGCUUCUGGAUCUGGUCCGGCAAGACGCUGCACUCGUGGAGGAAGUUCUACACCCGUCUCACCAACAGCCGGCACGGCGAGACCACCGUGUGAGCCCGGCGCUUAUGCGCCGCGUCCCCGGCCGGGCCCGCACCGCGCGCUCACCGCCCGCGGGGAGGGGGUGGGGCGGGCGCUCCUACAGACUCCUUAUUUUAUUUUUUUAAAUAAAGAACAAUCGAAACCAUUUCUUUUUUAGGUCGCUUUUUAAAGAAAACUCUGCCCAACAGCCCCACCAGGUUUGUAAUUAAAACUGUAAAUAGUCUUUGUAAAUUUAAUUAUAUAUUUUGUAUUUAAAAGAAAAAAAGGGGGGAGGGCGAGGGCGCCAGGGCCUGAGGAGUAGGGGGUGGGGGGUCUGAGGGGUUCUCUCCUUUCUUCAGGGCCCUUUCAAACACCAUCCCUGGUUUGACAGGGCCGGGCCUGCUGGAAGAGGUGUUGGCUCUGAGGAGUUGGCACAUUCAACUUCUCAAGCCAAAUUUGUGAGCUUUCUCACUGACGCUGGGCCUAUGGAAGCUGUUGGAUAGUUUUGAACAAGACUUGGAUUCAUUUUGAUUUCCCAUUCCCCCUUUCUCUCCUCACUUGUGCUGUCUCCUUCACUCAGUCUUUGGAAACCUCCCAACGGAGAUGAAGACGUGGAGGGAAAAAAAAAAAUCUAACCCGAACCGACGGGUGGGGUGGUGGGGAGAGGGCGGAGAUCGAGUGAGGAAUGGCCUCCACACACCCCCAUCCCAGGCCCACCCCCCUGCUGGCAGGAAGAUCUUUCUCUUCUGACUUUUCUUCUUUUCAACUGGCUGCCGGGAGCUCUUGGAGUGGGCAGAAAGUGCUUUGUGAUGUGUGUUUUGAAACAACCCCCCACCCCCACCCCACUAGGUUGAGUACGGAUCCUGACUGCCUCCAUUUUUAGGGGGAGCAUCAUCAAGUUUUCAGAUGUAGAGGUCUGGAGAUACCUUGCAUCUCUGUCCUUUCCCCUGCUGUCUACUCCACGCCUGCUCUUUCCCCCACGCCUGCUCUUUCCCCCACUCCCGCCCCCAACUGAAUGUCUCCUCUGGCAUCCAGGUUAGCCGUUUGUGGGUGGUUUGUGUGGUCCGUGUGGGUUUUUGUUUUUUUUUUUUGUUUGUUUGUUUUUCAAAAAGCAAUAAAAUGGGUUGGGUUGGAGGGAGGGAACGGAUGGACGGGCUGGUGGGAUUUUUAGUUUUUCUUUGACAAAGACUAGUUUCUUUUCAAACUUGCCCAGAAAAGGGAGGGGAUGGGAGAAGUGGGUAUCUUUGCUUUGGACACAGGCUCUGGGCAGGCUCUUUGUGACUGUGGGGAUGGGGUUGAGUGUUUACAUGACAUUCUCUAUCACAAGAUUGAUAGAAUGUUUAUAACAGAUGUUUUCUGUCUUCCCCUUAUACCCCCCCAAAUAAAAGUCAAGACUUUUCUUAAAGUAUCAUUCAUGCUGGUAUGAGAACUGCAGUUUCCAAUACACAUCAUUUCCCUCAACCAAAUAUUUGAAGUAUUUUAGAAUUUUAAUUCCAAUGGAUUGAUUUGAAGACCAAGGGGUGGGGUGAAACAAGUUUGCCCCCAUAACUCAACUUUUCACCAUCUCCUGUGUCUUGAUAAUAGUGCAAAUUAAAAGCUAAUAAUCAUCAUAAUAAAGUGCAUUUAAUUAUCUUCUA